CAUGUAUUACUUAAAGAAUGCCGAUGGCGGUCAAAAGUGUACGAUUGUACACAAAUGUUCAGAGAAGUGCGUACUUACCAUGGAUAUUGUUGUCAAUUCGAUAUAAACUACUUCAAAGAGAACGCACAAAAUGGAACUGAAUUUGUAUCAGGUAUAAAAAUGAGCGAGGCAUUGGAUAUCAUUGUAAACGAAGAGAAUAUCACACCUGAUGGUGUGGUAACUGAUGGAUCUAUUAUGCUUUUCAUAUUCGAUGCAAAAGACAACGUAUCGUUAUUGGACAGCUCUAUAAUAAUAUCUCAGGGAGGUUACUUCGAUGUAAACUUUGGCGUUUGGGCGAUAGACGCGUCAGAUUCUGUUAAAGAGUUAAAUAUCAGAAGCAGGAAUUGUGUACUUGAGACUGACGACAUACACGGACCUGGGUAUUAUUUCGGAUGCAUUUCCGCCAUAAUAGUGAAAAAAUUGGUUGAAACCUGCAAGUGUAUUCCGUCCAGUUACAAUGAGCAACUACUAAAAUUGAAAGAAACAUAUCCACGGUGUUUGUGGGAACAACUCUCCUGCAUUUAUCUUACAUUUGAAAAAGUUACACAAAAUAUUAAGACUAUCUUCACAGAAAGUGAGUGCUACCAGAGAUGUAACUACGUGCAGUACGAUUCUGACGUGAAGUAUUUGAGGCAGCAAAGGAAUUUUAACGAUUUAAAUGGCAACUACAGUAGAAUUUCAGUUCACUUCGCUAGCCACACUUGUAUGAAGUAUAGACGAGAAUUGCUGUACACUUGGGAUCAAAUGCUUGCAAAUCUUGGUGGUAUAUUUGGACUUUGCCUCGGUGGAUCCAUAAUAAGUAUUAUCGAAAUGGUUUGGUUUCUAUUUGACAUUUUAUAUGCUACCGUUACUUAUAGAAAAAAUGUGACAAAAGUUAAUGAUUUUCAAAAGAAUAUUGAAAAACCUCCGAACGUAUUAUCGCUGUAUCGGAAUCGUAAAGUUUGGGAAAGAAAUAGAUUUAUUCAUUAAUAAAUUGUGGUUAUUAAUUAUGCAGGUGAAGUUAGUUAUUAGCAUUCUUUAAUAGAGGUAUUCAACGAAAGUAAUAAAAAUUUUACAUCAAAGAAACAUGGGUCAAAAAAGGCAAUAAAUUUUAAACAGAUUCCAACUUGGUCCAUUUUUAUUUUUAUAAGUUUCGUAAGCACAUAUUAUAGUCAGACUUGCGCUCGCAUCACAGCCGCUCAUGACUAAGGAUCACGAGUUGAUUCAGAAACUAGUCGAGCUUUCUUGUUCUUAUUAUACGUAAGUCAAACCGGUAGUUAUUGCAUUAAAAUGUU
Molecule: messenger RNA, 1313 nt
Organism: Galleria mellonella (greater wax moth)
Lineage: Eukaryota; Metazoa; Arthropoda; Insecta; Lepidoptera; Pyralidae
Exons: 8
Coding region: 55-1008 (317 amino acids)
Biological process (GO): sodium ion transmembrane transport
Cellular component (GO): membrane
Molecular function (GO): ligand-gated sodium channel activity
Source: RefSeq, a predicted model, not a curated record